Molecule: messenger RNA, 561 nt
Organism: Phaeodactylum tricornutum CCAP 1055/1
Lineage: Eukaryota; Bacillariophyta; Bacillariophyceae; Surirellales; Neidiaceae
Exons: 1
Cellular component (GO): proteasome core complex
Molecular function (GO): threonine-type endopeptidase activity
Source: RefSeq, a predicted model, not a curated record
AUGGGAACUACACUGGUGGCAAUCAAAUACCGUGGCGGCGUCGUUGUUGGUGCGGAUUCCCGCACGUCCGUCUCCGGCUAUGUCAGCCAUCGCUUUGCGCACAAAAUUGCACCCCUCACGGACCACACAGUAUUACUGCGCUCCGGUAGUGCUGCCGAUACGCAGCAAAUCGCGGAAUCCGCCCGGAUGACCUUUUUGCAUCGUCGCUAUCGGUGCGGUAUAGUGCCGACGGUCUCUCAGGUUGCGCAUUGGAUUCGUUCGACAGUAUAUGAAGAAAGCACGGAAGGCGUGGUAAGUUUGCUCGUUGCCGGGUUUGACCCGGAAUCUCUGAAAUCGCGGAUCUUUUCAGUCUCCCCGAGUGGUGCUCUAAUAGAGGAAAAGACUUUUGCAGUCUCGGGUUCCGGGUCAACGUAUGUUUUGGGCUAUCUAGAUCAUCAUGUAUCGGGCGACUUAUCGGAGAAUGAAGCGAUUGAACUAUGCCAAAAGGCUAUUGAAUUGGCAAUUGAUCGAGAUGGGAGUUCUGGUGGACGCUUUAAUAUCAUUGUUAUCAAUGGUUUAGGG